This is a messenger RNA of Notodromas monacha, 2364 nucleotides long. Lineage: Eukaryota; Metazoa; Arthropoda; Ostracoda; Podocopida; Cyprididae. The record is from the annotation of a GenBank genome assembly.
AUGGUUAAAAAGGCACCAGCACCACUGAUCAGUGCUGGCAGGGCCACUGUGGCACCACCACCCCGAGUUCUGCCAGUUCUGCAGGAUGACAGCCUCACUGACCUCGAUGACCUGGAAUCUUCUACCAACAAGACCAACAAACAGUCCAGGCUCACUGUCGCAUUGCGGAUUCGUCCGCUCUCCAAGCAAGAGAAGGACAAGGGACUGACAAAAAUUGCCCAAGCUGUGGACAGCCAGAUGGUGGUUCUACAUGAACCCGAACCAGAUCGGAAUGACCCACUGCGACAAAAACGACAACAGGAAAAACAAUUCAUGUUCGACAUGGCUUUUGACGAGUUCAUUGACCAGGACGAAGUCUAUAACAAGACGACAAAAGACAUCCUCGACUUCGUCUUGGGUGGUUAUCACGCCACAAUUUUUGCAUAUGGGCCCACGGGUGCAGGGAAAACCCACACGAUGGUGGGUUACAAUUCGAACCCCGGAAUCAUGGUUCGGGCUUUGAAUGAUCUUUUUCAACGAAUGCACGAGGCCGCCGAAGAGGACCAAUUCGAUGUUACAAUGUCUUACCUGGAAGUAUACAACGAAAAUAUCAGAGAUUUGCUGCGACCUGGAACAGGGCAUUUGGAUUUGCGAGAAGACGCAAGAACCAACGAAAUCAAAGUCGCGGGGCUUCUGGAAGUUAAAAUAACCAACACCGACAUGGUGAUGAAUAUGUUGCAAAAGGGCAACAAGAACCGCACUGUGGAAGCCACUGCUGCGAAUGCGACCUCGUCUCGGUCCCACGCCCUGUUGCAGGUCAACGUCCAUCGCAGGUCAAAAUUGAAAGAUGUCAAGGGGAAAGUGAAAGCAGGUCGGCUUUUCAUGAUCGACUUGGCCGGAUCCGAACGAGCCUCGCAAACCAAGAAUCGAGGUCAGAGGCUGAACGAGGGAGCACACAUCAACAGAUCGCUGCUAGCAUUGGCAAAUUGCAUCAAUGCCUUGGCAAAAGGCGACGCCAAAUAUGUCAACUUCAGGGACUCGAAAUUGACAAGGCUGUUGAAAGACGCCCUGUCGGGGAAUUGCAAAACUGUCAUGAUUGCGCACAUAGCGCCAUCUGCUGUCCAGCGAGAAGAAUCCUUCAACACCCUGGUUUAUGCUGACAGAGCCAAAAAUAUCAGCAACAAGUUGAAGAAGAAUGUGGUUGACGUGAAAUAUCAUGUGACUCAGUACCAGGAAAUCAUCAACGAUCUCAAGGGAGAAAUACAAAGAUUGAAGACGAAAAUAGACGACGAUGGGGAUGAAUUGGUUGGAAAAAAAGGAAGCAAAUCCAAUCCCUUGGGAGGACCACAAAGGAAACUCAGUCCAGAAGAAGAAGCCAGGCGCAAGGCAGAACAAGAGGCUCUUGCUAGGCUCAAAGCUUUGCAAGAUGACCUGGUUCAAACCUUCAAAAAGCAAAUGGAUCUCAAGUUGGAGUUGUUGAUUGUUAUUUUGCUUGCGAAUCCCGCCAGACACGAAUUGUUGGACGUGGAGAACAGUAUGUUGGCUCUGGCCAUGGAAUACGAGCGACAAGAACUGGUUGUCAAAGAAUACGAAGCUGAUCUAGCACUUCGAGGCAGAAAACCGAAAAAUUUAUUGGCAAAACUGGACAAACUUCGAGAAAACUGCGGACAGAAUUCCCCGGCCCCGGAUGAUCUCAUGGAUGAACCAGACACGGACGAAGAUGAUGAUCCUGAGGACGUGGCUCAAGCCAUGGAUGAGCUCACUUUUAUCAUUCGGGAACAAACCCGUUAUGACGACAUGAAAGCCGACAUUGAGAAACAGCUGGACGAAUGUCGGCACAAGGCCAAAGUUUUAGAAGAGGAAUUACCGCAGCAAAUAAACACCCAGGAGCAACGAGAAGUGUACAUGUUGUUGCUGAGGGUGCAUGAGUUGGAAAUCGAAAGAACUGAGCUGCAGAGAGACGCUUUAUUGAGAGAACAUCAGCUGAGAAGACGGGAUUUGUUGCUGGUGAGACACGAGAUGCAGCGGAAUUUGUGCGACCAAAUCAUCACUCGCCAACGACAAUUGAUCAGCGAUAAUGGAGGUGCUGUGCCGGAGGAUCUGGAAAAACUUUAUGAGGUGUACGUUCAGGAACUCCAAUUACCGAAUCGGGAACGAGAGCAAAGACUCAGUGGAGAACUGAAUCUCUUCAGGUAUGAUGGUUCUGGGCCUGCAACCAGGGUGACUUCGUCAAAAUCAAGAGGAUCUUCAGAUGGAAAACUGCCAAGUUUACAAAAUCAACAAAACACGCUCUUCAUCAAACGACAAGCGCUGAUGACUGCAAAUCGGCGGCCAAACAGCAACAUGUCCAUCAAAAGCUUUUUGAGGAUGGAUGUUAAUCCCUGA